This is a messenger RNA of Camellia sinensis, 1875 nucleotides long. Its product is annotated as Transducin/WD40 repeat-like superfamily protein. Gene Ontology annotation, cellular component: Cul4-RING E3 ubiquitin ligase complex; cytoplasm. The record is from RefSeq and is a predicted model, not a curated record. Gene Ontology annotation, molecular function: protein binding. Lineage: Eukaryota; Viridiplantae; Streptophyta; Magnoliopsida; Ericales; Theaceae.
UUAUGGGUUGAAUGGUAAGAAAUGUAUGAGACUCGCAACCAUUCCCCUUUUGCAAUUUUCCCUUUUUGGCGAUCCUCUCCCAAUCAAACGCCACGUCUGAGCGUCUCCUUCAGGAAAAUUCUCUCUCAUCAUCAGUAUAUGCAUAUCAUUGAUUUUGAUUUGAGCUCUCUGUAUGUAUGUAUCUAACACACUAAACACUUGGAAAUUUUAGUAAGAAAUGGAGAGUACUCAGAAGGGUUCCCAAUAUGCUUUUUCAGAGGUUUUUCGGAGAGAGAUGGGUUUUUCUCAACCCCAAUUCUUCACUCGCCGAAUCUCUUCUUCUGAGGCCCUUGUGAAGAAAAUUGAUCUGUAUGGGAAGUUAAAUGGUCAUGAGGGUUGUGUGAACACAGUUCAGUUCAACUCUUCUGGUGACCUCCUCGUGUCAGGUUCUGAUGAUCGAAAAGUUAUGUUCUGGAAUUGGGCAACAAAAACAUUAGAAUUUUCAUAUCCUUCUGGCCACCUAGAGAACAUAUUUCAGGUCAGAAUCAUGCCAUUUACUGAUGAUCGGAAAAUUGUAACUUCUUCUGCAGACGGCCAGGUUAGGCUUGGUCAGGUAUUGGAGAAUGGCAAAGUAGAAACAAAAAUGUUAGCGGAGCACCAAGGUCGCGUGCACAAUAUUGUGGUGGAGCCUGGAAAUCCCCGCAUAUUUUAUAGCUGUGGCGAAGAUGGCUUUGUUCAACAUUUUGAUCUGCGAAGUAAUUCUGCUAGAAAGCUCUUCUGUUGCUCCUCUUUCACAGAUAAAAAGCAGUCUUCAAGCAGCAUAAGAUUGAAUGCUAUUGUGGUCGACACAAGAAAUCCUGAUUACUUUGCCGUAGGAGGUUCUGAUGAAUAUGCACGAGUCUACGACAUUAGAAAAUACCAAUCAGAUGCUUCAAGUAACAGAGAUGCACCCAUUAAUACAUUUUGCCCUAAUCACCUAAUUAAGACUCAUGAUGUUCAUAUAACAGCAUUGGCAUACUCAAACUCAAGUGAAUUGCUUGUCUCUUACAAUGACGAGCUCAUUUAUUUAUUCCAGAAGAACAUGGGGAUAGGUCCAUCCCCAUUGUCAGUCCCGCAUGAGGAUUUGCAGAAACUGGAAGAACCACAAGCUUACUCAGGGCAUAGGAAUUCACGAACAGUUAAAGGAGUGAGUUUCUUUGGUCCUCAUGACGAAUACGUCAUGAGUGGGUCCGAUUGUGGUCACAUAUUUAUAUGGAAGAAGGAAGGAGCUAAACUCGUGCGCUUAAUGGUUGGUGAUCAGCACAUAGUAAAUCAACUGGAGCCCCAUCCACAUAUGCCUGUGAUUGCAACCUCUGGAAUAGAAAAAAAUAUAAAGCUCUGGGCUCCUGUAUCAAAUGAUGUUCUUCCCCUGCCUCACAAUGUUCAAGAGAUUAUGGAGUCUAAUAGGCAAGGCAGAGUGGACCAUUCGCGUGUUACACUUACCCCUGAUGUUAUCAUGCACGUCUUGCGGUUGCAUAGGAGACAAGCACUGGCUUAUAAUGAAAGAAGAUAUGGUAGAGCUGAUAUUGAGAGCGAUGAAGAAGACGAAGCUGCUUAUGUUUUAGGAUUCUCUGGUGAUGAGGGAAAUUCUGGAGAUUGCAACAUUAGCUAGAGUUUUGCACUUAUCUGUAAGUGAAUUUUUUUUCUUCGUUUUUUUAAUCUUGUUUGGUAGUUCUUGCUUGAUUUUCAUCCUUUUAAAAUUACUAUGGCUUCAAGUCAUUCCCGAGCUAUAUAAGAUUGACCUGUAUCAAAAGAUCAAUGGGACGAUAUGGUUCAUUGAUAUCCCAAUCUUUGCAUUAUGUAAAUCAUCUUGUGUUGGAAUAUGAAGUGUACGGGAAUGUGAUUGGUGAUCAGAAA